GAAAGCUCCCAGAAAAAGGCGCCAACCCCGCGCCAUAAUUGCAACCGACAUUAUUAUUUUCUGUUGCAAAAAUGACCGUUGCAAAAUAUUUCUGUUGCAAACAAAAUUUCUGUUGCAAUAGUGCAACGGAAAAAUGUCUAUUGCAAUAUUUCUGUUGCAAAUAUGAGAUUUUCUUGUGGUGCCUCCUUCCAACGCGUCAAGCCACAGCCGGCGACGGCCAAGCUUUUGGCUAACACAAAAAAGCUCUCUCAAGGGGCCGUCGAGAUUAGGACGGUGGUCACCGAGGAGUCCCUGGCGAAGCUCGGAUUCAAGUUCGUCAAAGAUGAACGUCACCAUCAGCCGACCUUGCUAAGGGACAUCCUGGGGAGGAACGCCGAUUCAGGUCCCUUCGUCGAGCUAAAAGAGGAUACAGAAGGCGACAUGGAUCAAUAUCAGUUGCCGUGCUGCCUCACUCUGGGAGACCAGAAGAAGAAAAGAAAGCGGGACGCAGCUUCCCAUGACGAGCUGCAUCGCCCAUCCUUGAGCCACGAGGCCUCCCUUGGAGUGUGGGAGCUUACCCGUCGAGCGACCGUCCAUCAGUCCUCCCUGGACGAGGUGAGGAAGCCGUCUGUGACCGAGAAGAAAAAACAGCAAGACAAGGUCGAUCGUCUCGCCAAGGAGCUGGUGAAGGGAGGGCAUCUGAACUCCAACCUUCAAUGCCGUGUUAGGUAGCUCGAGAGGGAAAAUCGCGACCUCCAACGGGUGAAGAGCAACCAGCAAGCUCGAGCCACUCACCUAGAGGAUGAGAAGGUUUCACUAUAUUCUGAAGUGGCAUCGAUUUCUGCCCGAGUGGCUGCUAGAGGCCGAGAAGGGCGACCUGGUUUGUCGUCUUGAGGAGGCAGUCGAGACCUUCAAGGCUUCUCUAGAAUCCCGUGCAACCUCCAUGGAGUAGAUGGACAAGCUAGUUGCCUCGUGG
Messenger RNA from Cuscuta campestris, 955 nucleotides. Lineage: Eukaryota; Viridiplantae; Streptophyta; Magnoliopsida; Solanales; Convolvulaceae. The record is from the annotation of a GenBank genome assembly.